AAGAGCUUAACUCGGGACAGACUUUGAAUAACUAUUCGGCGACAUAACUUUUUUGUUGUAAAGUAAAGACAGCGAGGGAGAUUUUACGCACUAAAAAUGCAGUCCCUCUGUCACCAACUGCUCAGCUUGCUGUUCGUUUUCAGCAGCCUUCAGAUUUAUCAACUCACAGAGGCUUGCUCGUGUGCUCUGUCGCACCCGCAAGAUGCGUACUGCAAUUCUGACAUAGUGAUCCGUGCCAAAGUGGUGGGCAAGAAGUUACUGAAGGACGGGCCUUUUGGCACCAUGCGUUACACGGUCAAACAGAUGAAGAUGUACAAAGGAUUCAACAAAAUGCAGCACGUUCAGCACAUCUACACAGAUGCAUCUGAGAGUUUGUGUGGAGUCAAGUUCGACAUCAACAAGUACCAGUAUCUGAUCACAGGCCGCGUGUUUGACGGCAAGGUCUACACCGGGCUGUGUAAUUUCAACCAGCCAUGGGAGCGCCUCUCGCUGGCCCAGAAGAAGGGCAUCAACCACCGCUACCAGCUGGGCUGCAACUGCAGGAUUAAGCCCUGCCACUACCUGCCCUGCUUUGUGACCUCAAAGAACGAGUGCCUGUGGACGGACAUGCUGUCCCACUUCGGCUACCCCGGCUACCAGUCCCGGCACUACGCCUGUAUCCAGCAGAAAGAGGGCUACUGCAGCUGGUACCGGGGGAUGGCCGGCCGUGACAAAACCACCAUCAACUCCACCGACCCCUGAGUGUAAACCACAACCAAGCCCCAAACCAUAGCAACUGAGUUUCUUCUCAUCCUCACUCUUCUACACCUUUCCCAAACUCCACAACUC
Molecule: messenger RNA, 828 nt
Organism: Oncorhynchus nerka (sockeye salmon)
Lineage: Eukaryota; Metazoa; Chordata; Actinopteri; Salmoniformes; Salmonidae
Product: metalloproteinase inhibitor 3-like
Exons: 5
Coding region: 97-741 (214 amino acids)
Biological process (GO): negative regulation of membrane protein ectodomain proteolysis; response to hormone; negative regulation of endopeptidase activity
Cellular component (GO): extracellular matrix
Molecular function (GO): metalloendopeptidase inhibitor activity; protease binding
Source: RefSeq, a predicted model, not a curated record